AUGAGCACAAACCAAAGUUUUACCAUCGCAUUCAAGCUUGAAAUAAUUUCAUAUACAAAAACUACCUCUAAUUGUAAAGCUUUUUUGUAUUAUAAUAUUAAUAGAAAAUGUGUUCAAGAGUGGCGCAAGCAGAAAGAAGAGUUUGAAAAGAUUAAAAAUAGUAAAGGUUUAAACAUAGAACAACCUACAUUGGAAAAGGAACUCUUGGAAUAUAUUAAAAAGAGAAAAGAAGAAAAAGGUGUAGUGACAACAUCAAUGAUCAUAAAAAAAGCUAAAAGUUUGGGUAAAGUCAUGAAUAUUACAGAUACAAAGUUUUCACAUAGUUGGGCAGAAUGUUUCAAGCAACAACAUAAAUUAGUAAAACGUGUCUGGACUCAAAUAGCACAGAAAAUCCCUGAAGAUCUGCCUUUAAUCAUUAAAGAUUUUUUUAAAACCUCUUGUGAAAAAAUGCACACCAUUGAAAAAAAAUUUAUUAUAUCCUUUGAUGAAACUCCCAUGUGGUUUGACAUGCUACAGAAUUCAACAAUUAAUUUUAAAGAUACUUCAGCUGUGCCAUCUGGUACUAUUACUGAAGAUUUAAUGAUUUUUACAUACAUUUUACAAGCCGUUAGAGCCAGGCCAAAUGGAUUCUUUAAAAGCAAAAGUAUUAUCUUUGUUGAUACAUAUUGUAGUUAUAAUUGUGGUGAUGUAAUUAAAGCUUUGAAUGCAAAAGGCAUCUGGAUACUUGAUUCUGAUAGUAGUGAAGAUGAUAAAAUGUCGCAAUGCCUCCAAACUAUUGUCAAAAACCAUCUGAACGAAUUGUUAAUUGAAAACACAUAUCUUGGAGAAAAGCUAAAUUAUGAUAAUAGUGAGCCGGAUAAUGAGUUAGGUAAUGAUGGGCCAGAUUAUUAUGAGUUGGAUAAUACUAAGCCAGAUAAUAGUAAGCUGAAUGAUAAAGUGAAUGAUGAGCUGGGAGAUAUUGAACCAGAUUAUUAUGAUGAAAAUUUUGUAGACCUAGAUAGUUAUGAAGAAAUACAGAAUAAAGUAAUAGAAAUUGAUUAA
Molecule: messenger RNA, 1041 nt
Organism: Dentiscutata erythropus
Lineage: Eukaryota; Fungi; Glomeromycota; Glomeromycetes; Diversisporales; Gigasporaceae
Source: the annotation of a GenBank genome assembly